Pterocles gutturalis (yellow-throated sandgrouse) is the source of this 194-nucleotide messenger RNA. RefSeq names its product PGC-1 and ERR-induced regulator in muscle protein 1-like. Gene Ontology annotation, biological process: regulation of DNA-templated transcription; response to muscle activity. The record is from RefSeq and is a predicted model, not a curated record. Lineage: Eukaryota; Metazoa; Chordata; Aves; Pterocliformes; Pteroclidae. The transcript is spliced from 2 exons. Gene Ontology annotation, cellular component: nucleus; cytoplasm. The annotation marks the transcript as partial.
GGCCUGAGGUUCCGCUGGCGCUGACCCACAAAGACAUGUGCCUUGUCUUCUGUGCCUUUGCGUCCUGGGCUGUGAAGACCUCCGACCUGCAGGCUCCAGAUGCCUGGAAGACCGUGUUCCUGGCAAGUUUUGGCACACUUUCUGCCAUCCGCUACUUCCGAAGGCAGGUCAGAGAAGGACGCUCCCGGACCUAG